CUAAAGUGAGAGUGUUCCCACAGAUACAGCAGACGCAGUUGCAACGACUGAUUUCACCAAGAAGCCACCGUUUAUUUGUCUAGAUGUAAGACUUAAUCUGUCUGGCAUGCUUGUGAACCACGCAAUCUGAGUGAUUUGAUGAACUCUGUCCCCCCCCCGGAGGUAUUUGAUCAAAUCUGUGAACCGGAAAGAGGUGGAAUUCUGCCCUGGGUUUGAAAGAGGAGUGUAGAGAUACAGUGUACGGUACUUGGGUCAGGGUCUAAAGACGGUCAGAAGGCCUACCAUAAUGGUCAACCUUGAGUCUCCCGUGUCUACGCUGAACUGCAUCGGUCGAUGCUAUAAAUGGACGCUGUAUGCCUUCAAUGUGCUCUUCAUGUUCAGUGGCAUAGCAGCCAUGGGUGUCGGGGUCUGGGGCAUUGUGGACAACACCAGCCAACGCAUUGUGGUGUUGACCAACUCUGAGAUGUACGUCAAUGCCUCCUUCUGCCUCAUCGCUGCGGGAUCAGCGGCCGUCUUUGUCUCCAUCUUGGGCUGCUGUGCGGUGCGCCUCGAGAGCAAAUGCCUCAUCUUCGCGUUUGCUGCAUUGAUGAUGCUGAUAUUUGUUACCGAGUUUGCUGGCGGAGUUUUAUCCUUGGCAUAUUACACACAGGUUAUAACGCUUGCCAACAUGGAGAUGAGAGAGGCUCUCGUCGAGAGGUAUGGACAGGGGACUCACUUUGAGACCACCGAUGCCUUUAACUACGUGCAGCUGAUGUUUGACUGCUGCGGCUUUGAAGGGACUGAUAUCGAGGCCGCCCAGCUGUACCAGAUUUCCAAGUGGUUCGAGAACAACCUGAUUCUGGUUCCACCGUCCUGCUGCACACGCGACGAAGAAGGGGAGCCAGUCAACCUGCAGGCAUGUCAGAACAUGUUCAACACCCACCUGUCGUACAUCAACAACAUCGGGUGCAGGGAUGCGGUCGCCGAAGAGGGUGGCAGAUUUGCUGUGGUCAUCGCGGGCACAGGCAUCGGGGUCUCCAUGUUGCAGAUCAUCGGGAUGAUCUUGGCGUUCUGUCUGUACCGGCGACUGUGAUCAGGCGGAGAAACGGCCCCAAGGAGAAGACCGCCAACAGUUGGCGUAAUUGAGCAAGGGCGUAAAGCUCUCUUAGGAGAAACCCGAAAGUGAAAUUUCCACUGGCUUAGACAUAUCAUCAUCCGAAAAGCGAGCAAGAAAGUUGGCAUGGCAUGUCCGCAGAUGUGCUGCAAGUUAUUGUAAGUUGUGCCGAAGUUUAACCCUAACACUCCUCAGUCUUCCAACAGGUGAAGGAUUGAGGAGGGUUAGGGUUACGGUACAUGUAUGUGGAUCAGACCAGAGUAAUCAGUCAGAUCUGUCCGUCAUUUGAAACGAGAUGAAUUCACCCGUGCAAAUUUCCUGACAUUUCUCCGCAAAUUUCCUGACAUUUCUCCGCAAAUUUCCUGACAUUUCUCCGCAAAUUUCCUGACAUUUCUCCGCAUUUUCCUUGUUGCGGGAAAUUUCCCAGAAUCGAGUCCCCGGUUUCCCCCUUUAUUUUUCACAUUGUUGUAGUCGAGCCCAUCACAAAGUCUUUCACAAGACCCAGUCAUAAGUGAUAAUGUCAACGGUGGAAAAGGAAAGCUUUUGUCAAUGUGGCUUUGAGCAGCUUGUGAAUUGGCUUAGGACUGAACGACUUGUGAUGGACUCUGUGAUGGACCCAACUACAACGCUGUUUUUUUUUUCAAAUUGGAAUUUGGAUGAAAUCCAAAUGAAAUUGGAAUGUCGUUCGGUAUGUUCUUGUAGCCUCACACGGGCAAACUUUGCAUGGUUUGGAUUGCUAGAUACCAGAUUGCUUCUGUAAUGUUACAGUACCGUAUUUUGCACCGUUUAAGCAUCUAUGCAAAAAGCACAUGGGGGGGGCGCGUCUUGACUUUGUCCCUGUUUGUCUGCAGUUCGAUGAGUUUAGUCCCCUGAACAUACAGACCUUUGGGCACAACGCCGCUCCAUUGUUGUGCAGUACAGAGAGACUAAAAUUGUGUACCGUUAGGUCCGAGGUUUGCAAUAUUUCUUUCACCCAGUUCCAAUGGUAAAACCUUCAGGGCUUGAUUAUGUAGCAGGAGAUGUAGCGGGACUCUGGGGCAAAGCAAGAUUUGGAAACAGGCCGGAGCAUUCAUUUUGCCCGCCAAAAAGACUGCAGUGUUUUUUUACUGGAGCCCCGUCUGUCCAAAGCCAUUGUAUUCUGUCAGUGUUUUCUCUGAAUUGUGCCAACACGCGCCAAAGUUCCCCUCCAAUUUAAUGCUGCUGGAGAGGUGCAUAUCACUGCUACGUGCAGUCCAACCAUAAACACCAGAGCGCUGACUCGUGUACAAAGUGAUGCCUGCAGGGCACAUCCGUGUUUGUGCCCAAACCUGUGGAAAACUCGAAAUCUUGUACGGCUUUUGUACGGCUUUUUCCAUGUGUCUACGUCUGUAUUCUGGAAAAACUAACAUACAAUCAGCAAAUGAGCGUUUCAUUUUGCUCUGCGUAAACAAUGCAAAUGUGUGCGCGUAUGCGCUGCAGAUAAUUUUGCCGUGACUUUUCAAAUCGGAUUUUAGCAGCACCCGAUGCGCGUUGCAUUUACAGUACAUUACUCGAUAUCGAUUCUAUCUGAUUUUGAAUGUUCCACAAGCAUGCACAUGGAUUCGAAAUGUCUACGCCCAGGACGGGGUCAAAUUUUCUCCGCACGGAGAAUGAGAAGUUUGUGCUCCAGUAAUUUGAUAUAGCUCAGUGAGCCCGACUGACUCCACCGAGUGCUUUCCGAUACGAAGUGCAAACUACCGUAGCCAAUUGUAUCUAUUUUGACCAGCUUGCCGUUGCAUGUGUUGACUAGUACCUAAAAUCUUGCAUGCUGUUCCCGACUUAGCUGUUGAGCCUCGUCCCUUUUUUUUUACACAUGUGCACAGCCACUGUCAGGGUUCUGUCUGUUGUUGGCGUCCAUUUUAUGAACAACCGUUUUCACCAAAAAAUGCUCCAACCAUGUACUUAAGUCACACAUGAACCACUUUAUGUCAGCUUUUGAGGAUGGAAAGUAUUUUACCUGUACGCUUGGCCAAAACCAAGUUUGCAAGGAGUUAUACAUGUACCACAUUGCCCCGUCAUUCCUGGCAGUCUUUCAAACCAAAAAAAUGUAGCUGUGAUUGUGGCUGUGCACAGUGCAAAAGCAGACUUGCGUAAAUAGUGAUAAGAAAUAUUUUUAGUCCUUAAAAUUGGGCCAUUCUUUUGUAAAUUUGGAUGAACUGCAUUGUACAAAGUUUGCGCAUCUUGUUUUUUUAGGCAUGUACACAUGUACUUACAUGUAAGUAAUGCUUGUUUUGGAGAUCUAGAUCACCUGUCCAUAUUGAUUUUGUGAAGAGAUUUAAAUUUUUUUAAUUUAAGUGAUUUUAAAGGAGAAAACCUGAAUGUGUAAAAGUUUUUU
Molecule: messenger RNA, 3446 nt
Organism: Acanthaster planci (crown-of-thorns starfish)
Lineage: Eukaryota; Metazoa; Echinodermata; Asteroidea; Valvatida; Acanthasteridae
Product: tetraspanin-1-like
Cellular component (GO): plasma membrane
Source: RefSeq, a predicted model, not a curated record